This is a messenger RNA of Dacryopinax primogenitus, 869 nucleotides long. RefSeq lists its product as uncharacterized. The transcript has a single exon. The annotation marks the transcript as partial. The record is from RefSeq and is a predicted model, not a curated record. NCBI's taxonomy places the organism in Eukaryota, Fungi, Basidiomycota, Dacrymycetes, Dacrymycetales, Dacrymycetaceae.
ACAUCAGUACCAGCGAUCAUCUCGGUCACGGCCUGUCCUCCUAUUGCAUGCUCCGCAUCCAGCUGCAGCGCAAGAUCAUCCUCCAGCCCCAUGCCCAUGCCCAGAUCGUUCAUAUCACUUGAUAAAUGCAUCCCCAGCGCGCCGAGCUCAUCGAUGUUCAUAUCCAGUGGAUAAUCGAUUUCGCCCAGAUCUCGCAUGGCCAAGUCUCCACCCAGGUCACCACCGAGGUCACGCAGGUCUGUAAGAUCGGCAAUGUCGCCGAACCCGCUGCCGACGUCCCCCGAGCUCCCGCCAAAGAGGUCAUCAAACGUCGUGCUUCCCUCGUCAGCCCCGCCUGUGACGCCGAGCGUUUGGCCAGAAGCGGCAGCGAGAGCAGCAUCGAGUUCGAUGCCUUGCAUGCCGUCUAUCCCUUCCAACCCCUCUAUUCCACUUAUCCCACUCAUCCCAUCCAUGCCGCUCAUGCCAUCCAUCCCAUCCAUGCCACUCAUGCCAUCCAUCCCCUGCAUCCCCACCAGAUGCUCCAACUCCAAAGGUCCAAGGACGUGUAUCUCCGGCGGCCCCUCUUCCCUGACAUCGGGCAUCAGCUUCUUCCCAGGGUACUCUCGUACCAGCUCGUGCUCCCCCUCCCAAGCCCACUCGAGGAGGAAGCCUACUCCCCCUCGGCGGAGGACUUCCCCGGCACGCGCUUCCCAGUCCCUGGCUUGCUCUGGCCCGGAGUUAGGAGGCGGGAGGACGGAAAGCCGCUCGACCCUCAGCCGGUGGCAAGGGCUUGACAGGGGAUGGUAGACGGAGAGCGUAAGGUGGGGGAGGACGGUUAUCCUGAACUGAGGCUGACCGGAUAGGGAGAGUGCAGGAGGAGGAGGGCGGGU